Molecule: messenger RNA, 3692 nt
Organism: Xenopus tropicalis (tropical clawed frog)
Lineage: Eukaryota; Metazoa; Chordata; Amphibia; Anura; Pipidae
Source: RefSeq, a predicted model, not a curated record
GUACUUUCUCUGCAGUAGAGCCUAGUAUCGGAUUAUUGAAUCUGAGUCAUAAGCUCCUCUGAUGUUCUACUGGAAAGGUACACGUUUCCAUAUCAUUAUAAAGAAUACAAAUCCUGUUUAAUCAACAGAGAAAUAUACAUGGUGGUUUGUACUGAAUUCUAGCAAAUACAUUCUGCACCAAUGUACUGUACAGCACUAUGUACUAAAUCAUUGUUCUCUUCUGUUUAAUUCUUACAAAAUCAGAUGCCUUUGACAGCCUUGUUUUCCCUGACACUUUCUCCCCCACCCCUUCCUUACACCGUGAGGGUUAAAUAAUCCUCAUCACCCAGUCCUUUUUGUCUGCAGCUUAUCCAACAAGAGGUAGUCGCUGGGAGGGAGCCAAGCAGCACCUAUAUCCCUCACCUGGAAGAGACAGGGAGUGAGGGUGUGGUACAGGAGAGGGAGGGGGCUGUUAUUUAAACAGUAGGACAAGGGAAGGUUCAGGCCACUUGAGCACCUGUUCAGCAUACAAGAUGCAGAGAACAGCUUUAAUACUGCCGUACAUUGCUAUAGCAGUAACAGCAGUGCUUUCCCUCCCAGCACCUCCCUCUCUCCCAAAAUUCAACCUGCACACAAGGGCAAAGAGAUGUUCCUGCAAUACAUGGAUGGAUAAGGAGUGUGUGUACUUCUGUCACCUGGAUAUUAUAUGGGUAAACACUGGAGGACAAACCCUUCCUUAUGGGCUAGGGAACCCACCAAGGCGUCGUAAGAGAACAACAUCCCGCUGUCAAUGUGAGAAUAAGGGAGACAGAGUAUGUGAAACCUUCUGCCACCAAGAAGCAAGGGACGUUGUUGACAAUAAAUCAAGAGCGGUCAAUAUAGAUCUGCUACAAAAACACUUCCGAAAAGUGAAGAAAUCGCAAGUCAACUUCUUACAUAUUUGGCGAGACAUCUCAGCAUUGGGCAACCUAAAAACCAACCAUGGCUCUAACCCUUCCUCACUGUUUCUGGACUCCAUGAGUUGGAAGAAGAAGAGAUAGAUUAUGAAAAUAGAGGCAGCGAGAGGCAGAGAGUAAAAAGCCUUUAAAUAAUAGAGGCGUAAAUAAAGCUCCAAAUAUUCAGGAGGAGGGUUCUUCCGUUUUUUGGUUUCCCAGAUGGAGCUAUAUUCCAUAACCAAAGGCUGUUCAGCCAUACUUGUCAAGGGUGAAGCAACUUUUUUUCAUGACCCUGAAGACUUUGACAUGCAGAACACUUGUGCAUUUACUCAGAAAAGGGUUAUGAUAAAGUUGAUGGAAUAAGGAAUAUCAAGCUUUUUGUCGUGUGUUCCCUUUGCUUUGAAGAGAUCCCCAUCUAGAACAAUACCGGAUUAAAAGAGCUAAUACGUGACUGGAAUUUUUACAAAUUAAGAGACAUAUGAAAGCAGUGGAUCAAGGGAAAAUAUGAAAUGUCUGCACACAGAAAAAAGCUAAUUACUAUUGAAAGUGCUUGAGAAAGACAAACAACAUCACAAUGUCCCAAAAAUGAGAAAAGACGUUUUUUUCGGUAUGUAACUGUUAAGACAUUAUUCUCAUUUAUAUGAUGCGAGGAAAGGCAAUGUGAUGUGCAGCUACAGAAAACUGAGGUAGCAGCUCUUAUUCUUCUAUAACAGACAUUUGUCUAAUGGUCACCAAUAGUGGAAAAAUUACACCAUUCAGUAGGUGGCAUCUUCUGUACAAUCAAAGGUCUUGAAUAGAAAUGGUUCAGAUAACAGUUUUUUUGUGAUAUAAAGUAUGUUUGUAAACUACUAUGAUUUCUUUGUUAUACAUUUACUAUGAAACAAUCAUGAAGGGUGGGUUACCAAUGAAAAUUGUCUUUGUAAAAACUGGAGAAGAUAGCUAAUAGAGCUGGAAGCAAUGCAAGGCUCUCUUUACUGACUCUUUUGAUUACUGACUCCAGUUUCAUGAAGGGCAAGACUCCACAGAGCGACUUACUUGCCCGCGAUAGAUAGCUGCUAUGGUGGGCGAGUACCUGCUCCGAAAAGGGUUUCCACCAGCAACAAUUGAAGUCGCCGGUGGAAAGCCCUUUGCAUCACUCCGGUUUGCUUGCAGGAGAAAAUUCCACACAACUUUGGAAACCAAAGUUAUGCAAAGGGAUUUUCACUGGCGACUUCUGUUGUUGCCGAUGAAAACCCUUUUCGGAGUGGGUGCUUGCCCACGAUAGCAGCAAUCUAUCGGGGUUGAGUAAGUUGCUCCGUGGGUGCUUGCCCUUAAUUUUUCUGAAUAGAACUGAAAACAGGUCAUAUCCUCUCAGUAUCUCAGUGUGAAGAAAGUGUGGAAGAUUAUGAAGUAUGAUGAAGAUUGAUGUUCUCCUCCUCUCAUCAUUCUCUCAGGGCAGGGGUACAUGGGGAGAUUAGUUGCCCAGCGACAAAUCUUUGUUGUUGCGGGGACUAAUCUCCCCGCAAUGCCAUCCCACCGGCUAGAAUGUAAAUCGCCGGUGGGAUGGCAUACAUGUCCUGCAGUUGCCCGAAGUUUCCUCUCAAGGCUAAUCUCCCCAUGUACCCCUGCCCAUAGGUUCCAAAGGUUAGUGGUCCUAAGAAACGGGCCACUCCUGAAAGCUUAAUACCCUUCUCCCAGCGUUUACUGGAGUAGUAUUUACAGUACUUAGUUAGUUGCAUUGUCUGGCAAGUUCCUCAUGCAGCAGCUCUGAUAAGAGAUUGAGAAUGAACAUAUCAGUACCUGGGGACACCCAAGAAUCAUAAUUUGCUGAAAAAGAAAUGAUAGCUGAGGUGCCAUGUAUGUGAUUGUUAGAAAUACUGGCAGUUGGAGAAGAUAAACUUGUCACACGUGGAUGGCAUGACUAUUGGAUGUUGGGGACAGAGAUCGCUCACUGCACUCCGCUACAACACUCUUUCAACUAUAGAACUUCUGAUAAGAUAUCAGGGUGAUGGCUUAGAAGGGAUGUCUCCAUCUGGCCCUUUUAAGUACAACUGCCAUUAAUGCUGGAGUAGUUUCAGUUCCUGGUUUUAUUUUGCCAUUACAAUUUUUGUUUUCAGAAAUGUGAUGGAAUUUUUAAAUGGGGAGCUAAACCUUAAAAUGCAGGAUAUUGCAUUCUGUGAGAGUCCCACACCACCGGAGCAGAUUAGGCACACGUAUGAGUUAUCUUUCAUGAAAAAAAAACUGGUGUAAGACUUUGGAAACCCUAUACCCAUGAGCCUCUGCCUCUAAGGGAUAUGGUCCUGGGGCAAGAUGCAAUUCUUACAUAAGACCUGUUAGUAAUAAAAUCUCCUUUUAAUCAUUUGAUAUAUGAUUAAUGAUUCUUUAGAAAUACCUUAUAAUUUCUGUAGUAAUUAUUGUUCUAUAAGGAUAAUAUUGAGACUGUUUGUUUGAUUUGUGGGUAAGGCCUUUAUGUGAGCUUAGAAAAUGAUUACAUAUUUAGCUUCUCCCAAUAAGUCAAGUCAUCUUUUAUUUUCAUCAUAUUUGCAUAUAAAAAAAUCCAAAAUUACAAAUUAAAGGCCCAUCCAAAAAAAGAAAAAUAAGUACAUUAGCAUUUGGAUUCUGUACAUUUCUAAUAUAAUAUAUUGUUACCUUCCAGUGUGAUAUUUUGUUUGCAUCCAUAUAUUUUGACUGGGAAAAAAACCUUUUUACUCUAAACUUACAGUGCAUACUAUAAUAAAAUACCUUUACUACAGGUUAUCGCUUUCAAACAAUACAAUAAAAUGCCAUUUUACGCCAAAA